This is a messenger RNA of Ascochyta rabiei, 1563 nucleotides long. Its product is annotated as Phosphoglycerate mutase (2,3-diphosphoglycerate-independent). Gene Ontology annotation, molecular function: manganese ion binding. The transcript has 3 exons. Gene Ontology annotation, cellular component: cytoplasm. Bases 1 to 1563 code for a protein of 520 amino acids. The record is from RefSeq and is a predicted model, not a curated record. Gene Ontology annotation, biological process: glucose catabolic process. Lineage: Eukaryota; Fungi; Ascomycota; Dothideomycetes; Pleosporales; Didymellaceae.
AUGGCCAAGGUCGACCAGAAGGCUGUCCUCAUCGUCAUUGACGGAUGGGGUGUCGCGACUGAGCAGUCGCGCAAGGACGGCGAUGCCAUUCUCGCUGCCGACACACCGACCAUGGAUGAGUUCGCAAAGAGCGGCUCUAAGACGGCCCAGGGCUACACGGAGCUCGAGGCCUCGUCCCUUGCCGUCGGUCUUCCAGAAGGCCUCAUGGGCAACAGUGAGGUCGGCCACCUGAACAUUGGCGCCGGCCGCGUUGUCUGGCAAGACUCUGUUCGCAUUGGGCAGACAAUCAAGAACGACAAGCUCGCAGAGAACGAGAACGUCAAGAAAUCGUUCCAGAAUGCCAUCGACGGCAAUGGCAGGCUUCACUUGUGCGGCCUUGUCUCGGACGGCGGAGUCCACUCCCACAUCGACCACCUCGUCGCGCUUCUCAAGGUCGCUAAGCAGAUGGGCGUCCCCAAGGUCUUCAUCCACUUCUUCGGUGACGGCCGUGACACCGACCCCAAGUCCAGUGCCGGAUACAUGACGGAUCUGCUCAAGACCACCAAGGAGAUCGGUACCGGCGAGAUCGCCACCAUAGUCGGUCGCUACUUCAUCAUGGACCGCGACAAGAGGUGGGACCGUGUUGAGAUCGGUAUGAAGGGCCUGGUCACUGGCGAGGGCGAGGAGAGCAGCGACCCCGUAGCCACCAUCAAAGAGAGGUACGAGAAGGGCGAGAACGACGAGUUCUUGAAGCCCAUCAUCGUAGGUGGAAAAGAGCGCAGGAUCCAGGACAAGGACACUGUCUUCUUCUUCAACUACCGCUCCGACCGCGUUCGUGAAAUCACCCAGCUCUUGGGCGAUGUCGACCGCUCGCCCAAGGCCGACUUCCCUUACCCUGCCGACAUCCACCUCACAACCAUGACCUCGUACAACCCCAAGUACACGUUCCCCGUCGCCUUCCCCCCACAGCGAAUGGACGAUGUCCUUGCCGAGACGCUUGGAAAGCAGGGCGUGAAGCAGUGCCACGUUGCUGAGACUGAGAAGUACGCUCACGUCACCUUCUUCUUCAACGGCGGUGUGGAGAAGCAGUUCGAGAACGAGGAGCGUGAGAUGGUUCCUUCGCCCAAGGUAGCCACCUAUGACCUCCAGCCUACCAUGAGCGCCAUGGCCGUUGCCGAGAAGCUCUGCGAGAGGAUCCAGACCGGCAAGUUUGAGUUCUUGAUGAACAACUUCGCACCCCCCGAUAUGGUUGGCCACACUGGUGUUUACAAGGCAGCCAUUGAGGCUUGCACAGAGACCGACAAGGCUAUCAAGAGGGUGUACGAUCAGUGCAAGGAGAGCGGCUACGUCCUCUUCGUUACUGCUGACCACGGUAACGCCGAAGAGAUGCUUACGGAGGAGGGUACUCCUAAGACAUCUCACACACUCAACAAGGUUCCAUUCGUCAUGGCUAACGCGCCCGAGUCCUGGAGCUUGAAGAAGAGUGACGGUGUGCUCGGUGACGUCGCACCUACGAUCCUUGCCCUGAUGGGUCUCUCUCAGCCUGAGAGCAUGGACGGAUCCAGCUUGCUCGUCAAGUCGUAG